Messenger RNA from Aspergillus puulaauensis, 351 nucleotides. Its product is annotated as ribosomal protein P2. Gene Ontology annotation, cellular component: cytosolic large ribosomal subunit; ribosome. Lineage: Eukaryota; Fungi; Ascomycota; Eurotiomycetes; Eurotiales; Aspergillaceae. The transcript is spliced from 2 exons. The coding region runs from base 1 to 351 and encodes 116 amino acids. The record is from RefSeq and is a predicted model, not a curated record. Gene Ontology annotation, molecular function: structural constituent of ribosome. Gene Ontology annotation, biological process: cytoplasmic translational elongation.
AUGAAGCACCUCGCCGCAUACCUCCUCCUCACCCUCGGCGGGAACAGCGAGCCCUCGGCAGAAGACAUCAAGGAGGUUCUCGCAUCGGUCGGUAUAGACGCUGACCAAGGCCGUCUGGGGCAGCUCUUGAACGAGUUACGCGGGCGGGAUAUCAACGAGUUGAUCGCCGAGGGCACGUCCAAGCUCGCUACAGGCAUUGGGUCCAACACCGGGGGUGGUGGCGAUAGGGGCCAGGAGGCUGGAAAUGGUGCAGGAGAUGAUGGAUCUGGGUCGGCGAAUGGGGGAACUGACGGGGACGGGGACGGGGACGAUGAUGAGGAUGAUGACUUUGGAUUGGGAUUGUUUGGGUGA